This is a messenger RNA of Debaryomyces tyrocola, 201 nucleotides long. NCBI's taxonomy places the organism in Eukaryota, Fungi, Ascomycota, Pichiomycetes, Serinales, Debaryomycetaceae. The record is from the annotation of a GenBank genome assembly.
AUGCUUUGGUUACAAGGAGGACCUUCUUUAUUAUCAAGUAGAUAUUAUGAUAAUUACAGCCAUAAUUUUAAUGGUAAUUUUAUGGAACAAAUAGAUGAAGAUUUAAAAGAGAUACAGGAAAUUGAGAAGAGAUAUCCUGCUUUAUACAAUCCAAUUUUAGUUGAUUGGAAUGGACCAGAAUAUUUUAAAGAAUCCAAAUAA